UGUGCCUCUCCAUCUCCACCUCACCACAUAUCGUGCGCGCCCGUUACAUUACUGUGUUUUGUUCACAUUCACAACUUGUGUCGCCUGCCUGCGUUCAGCCCGCCGACUGUACACAGUCGGUUAGCUUACUUUAGUAUGCGUCCGCAGCUGAUCGCGACGAGUCGAUAAUCGCGUCGCGCGACCAACAAACAACACCGCGCACGAUUUUUGUCAUGCGACUGCGUAAACAUCAACAAAACGCCGCGCCGCCAACAAUGACAAACAACAUGAUGUAACAUCUGUGUUACACCGAAACAAAAAACAAAAACAACAAAGAAUUUAUCAUCUAAAAAUAUAUAAACAAAGUUAAAAACAAGUGAUAUUAGUCUAGCAACAUUCCAAAAAUAUAACAAAAUAUAAAUUUAAUUUAGAUUUAAAGACUUAAAAAGAUGGAAUUGCGAACAUUUCAACCUUCGACUGUGAUAUUCCUAUUCAUGAUUGUCAAUGUUAUCGAUUAUAAUUUCGUCUCGGCGUUAAAAUGCUACAAAUGCACCAUGACAAAACCGUCGCCGCACACCAACGAGACCGUCCGGCUGUGCGCAUCGUUCGACUACUCUGACCUCUACGUCAUCGACUGUCCCUAUUCCACAAUGUGCAUGAAGAAAGACAUCAGCGUCAAUCUCCCGCACCCGAUCAACGGCACCGAACGCGACUGCGCCUUACAACGAUACGAUUAUCAAGACCUCGAGAACGGCAAAUGGCGACUGAAGGUCGCCAUUGAAGAGCCCUACGAUACCGGCUGUUCUGUCAUCGACGACAAGGGGCAGCGCUCAUCACGCACGGAGUUCUGCUACUGUCGCGGCGAUCUGUGUAACACAAGUUGCCUACCUCACGCGCCUCACACCGGCAUGAUUGUGUUCAUAUGUAUUUUCCUAUUAAUAUUAAACUAUAAAUAAAUAUAUCAACUUGUA
Molecule: messenger RNA, 950 nt
Organism: Dalotia coriaria
Lineage: Eukaryota; Metazoa; Arthropoda; Insecta; Coleoptera; Staphylinidae
Exons: 2
Coding region: 429-935 (168 amino acids)
Biological process (GO): positive regulation of voltage-gated potassium channel activity; sleep; regulation of synaptic transmission, cholinergic
Source: RefSeq, a predicted model, not a curated record